Molecule: messenger RNA, 1309 nt
Organism: Alternaria rosae
Lineage: Eukaryota; Fungi; Ascomycota; Dothideomycetes; Pleosporales; Pleosporaceae
Exons: 1
Coding region: 326-1309 (327 amino acids)
Source: RefSeq, a predicted model, not a curated record
CUUCGGUGCAUACUUAGCUUGCCCUGUAUGGAUCUGGAGGCCUGAACAAGGCUCCAUCAGUGUUACCAGUCGACAUUGUGUGUAUUGGCUCAUCGAGCUACACUGGUUGCAGCAUAGGAGCACCUCCUUGUCUAUGCAUGGGCGGAGUUAGAAGGUUACGACCGAAUACCGACCGUAUGUCUCCCAACAUUGAUCUUUCCUAAUGUACCUCAAGAGGUGUAUAGAAGGAAGUCACUCCCAAGUGUUAAGGUGACAAUCUGACACGCUUCUGUGGUCCUCACUCUACCAAUAAUCACAGAACCCCUUCGUUCUCACACCUAGCAAUAUGGCAUUGCUAUCCAAACUCAAGAACAUCGCUGUAGUCGGUGCCAAUGGCAAUGUCGGUUCAUAUAUCACCUCAGCCCUCCUUGCAAAGAACCAUUUCAACGUCACCGCCGUCACGCGUGCGGAGUCCAAGGCCACCUUCCCAUCCGGCGUCAGCGUCGCACGCAUCGACUACGACAGUCCAGACACCAUAGUCAAAGCCUUGACCGGACAAGAUGCACUCGUCAUCACAAUGAGCGUCUUCGGUGGUAAUGCGCAAGAGAAGCUCAUUCGUGGAGCAGCUCAAGCUGGCGUGCCGUGGAUUUUACCAAAUGAGUUCGGCAUGUACAACACGGAAGAGAUCCAAAACGAAACCAUCGGGCCUGGCAAGACGAUCGCUCGCAAACUCAUCGAGUCGCUCGGAGUUUCCUCGUGGAUAGGCGUGACCUCCGGCUUCUGGUACGAGUACUCUCUCAGCGGCGGUUACUACGGCAUCGACAUACCGAAACGAGAGAUCGUGUACUUUGACGAUGGAAAGCAGCGGAUGAAUGCCUGCACAUGGCCCCAGACUGGACUGGCUGUAGCGAAUUUGCUAUCUCUGCCAGUAUCGGCAUCUGAUGGCAACGGACUGACACUGGGGCAGUACCGCAACAGCAUGAUCUUCGUAUCGUCUUUUGCUCUCAACCAGCGCGAGAUGUUUGAGGCGGUACAGAAAGUAACCGGCACCACUGAGAGAGACUGGAAAAUUACGUCGGAGCCAUUGAAGCAGCGUUUGGCCACCGCUAGGGAGCGGAUGAUGAUGGGUGAUCGCAUGUCUUUUGCGACAGCUUUGUACACGAGGUACUUCAUCGAUGAGGCAGGUUUGUUCGAGAGGGAUCAUAAGCUGAGUAACGAGGAUUUGAGACUUCCGAAGGAGGACCUCAAUGAGGCUACGAAGCGGGCCGUCGAUCUGGCGAAAAGCGAUUUUCACACAAAGAUGUACUCAAAUUAUACUAAAGCCACUUAG